This is a messenger RNA of Rotaria socialis, 933 nucleotides long. The record is from the annotation of a GenBank genome assembly. Lineage: Eukaryota; Metazoa; Rotifera; Eurotatoria; Philodinida; Philodinidae.
AUGGACGGUUUAGCAACAUCCUCUUAUAAACUACCCACUGGACUUCGACAUGCUCAAAGUAUGGAUAAUGUUUCAUGGGUUUCGAAUUCACGAAAAACACAUUGGCCACCUGUUGAUGAGCAUUGUCAAUUACAUGGUGCUCGAAGCAAAUGCACGUGUGCAUCGUUUGUUACCGAAGAUGGCAAUGGUGUUGGUAACGCAGGAAUGGGAAGUUACGAGUCAUUUAAUCAAUCUGCUGAUUUCGGACAACAAAAUAAUGAGAAAAACGAUGAUUUUGUGUCGGCAAGUGUUAAACCGUUUAAUAACAAUCCAACAUUACCAGAUACACAACGGGAUGUUGUUGGUAAUAAUCUUCGUUUUAAUCCAUCAUUGAACAAUAGUAGUUGGGUCGAUCAUGAAAACGAUCAACUGGCUGCUUUACUUCUCUAUCGGGAUGCUUUGAAAAAGAAUCUAACAACUCCUACGAAAGCUGGAAGCAGUUUUCCAAGAAUGCGUCAUGGUCGCAUUGGAAGUCAAUGGCGCCAUAUAAAACAAACAAAUACCUAUUCGGGGUCAAAUCUUAUGUUUAUCGAUGGCACAGUACGCGUUGAUGAUAGUAUCAAAUUUCCAAUUCCUCGUUUUGGUUAUCCUCCAAUGAAACAACCACAACAGCAAUUUUCAGCAUCUCACAAUGAUUUAUCUUUUGCAUCCAGCAAUCCAACAACAAAAUCCUUGGACACAUUAACAUGGUCACGCAAUGAUGGACUAAAUCGAAAUCAAUAUUUAGCUCGAUAUUCAAAUCGUCUUCAACAAGCCGGAAAAGAUAAAUUUGCAUAUUGGCCAUCGGAUUCGACAAACAAAAAAUCUGCAUCAACAAAUCCUUCGAAUAUUGACAAUAGAGAAUAUGAGGUCAAACAAACAAUACAAGAACAUAUCAAAUCUGGUUUCGAUUAA